CUUAAAGUUAUUAAAAAAGAAAAAACAAAGUUCAUUAGAAAAAAAAAAAUAAAAUAUGACUAUUCAUUCUAACAGAAAAUCUUAACAACAAUUAAACAUAAUCAUAUUUUUACUGAUUAACUGCAAAAAAAAAAAAACACUCUUAACACUUAUUGAAGUCACAAGGGCUAAGAGACGACUAUAACAAUUUAGUUAAUAACUGGAAAUUAUUUAGUAAGGAAAAUCCAUUCAAACACUUAAGAACUUUAAGAAGCUAAAAAAUAAUUAGAAAUGGCUUUAGCAAAUGAAGAACGUAUGCUAAAACAUCUGUUUGAUGGUGGGGACUGGAAUGUUUAUGAAUCAAAGAUUUUAAAUUUGGGUGUAGGGGCACCUGGCACCGAUUUAUUGGAAAAUUGCAGUGACAUCUUUAUAAAGGCCACACAACACAGAUUGAAGUAUGAAAAAGAAAGCAAUUCUUCAUUAUUAUUUCAAUAUGGACCUACUAGUGGCACCUAUGAGGCUAGAUCAGCUAUUGCUAAGUAUUUUACAGAAAUGUAUCAAAGUGAGGUAAAAAGUGAAGAUAUCUUUAUAACUAGUGGCGCUACACAGGGUUUGCAUGUUAUACUCUCCACUUUAGUGGAUUUUAAUGGUUACAUUUUUGUGGAUGAAGUAACUUAUAUGAUUGCUUUGGAUACUAUGAAACAAUUUCCUACUUUAAAUAUAAUACCAGUUAAACUAAAUGAAGAUGGUGUUGAUUUAGCUUUACUGGAAAAGUUGGUUAAGGGAAAACAAUUUAAAUCGCAAAAUAAAGAAUUUUGGGGCAUGUAUUAUACCAUACCCACCUAUCACAAUCCUACUGGUAUAUUGUUUUCGGAACAAGUAUGUGAAGGCUUAAUAAAAUUGGCACGUCAAUAUGAUUUCCUUAUAACCUGUGAUGAUGUUUAUAAUAUUUUAUAUUAUAAAGAUAAUAAAGCACCUAAGAGAUUAUUCGCCUAUGAUAAUAUAAAAGAUAAGGAAUUUAAGGGAAAUGUUAUAUCUAAUGGCAGUUUUUCGAAAAUCUUGGGUCCAGGCGUUAGAUUGGGAUGGUUGGAAAUGCCCAAGAGAGUUAAAACUUUGGUGGAUAACAGUGGUCUGGCUGGUAGUGGUGGCUGUUUAAACAACUAUACUUCUGGCAUAGUGGCCAGUUUAUUUGAAUUAAAUUUGGGACAACAGCAUAUAAAACGUAUGUAUGAUGCCUAUAAGGAACGCAUGUUGGCCACCAGUGAGGUAUUGUCCAAAGAAUUACCCGAGGGUUGUAGUUCUUUAGCUCCCAGAGGUGGUUAUUUUAUAUGGGUUACUUUACCCUCAGAUUGCAGUGCUGCUGAAUUUCUAAAAGUUUGCAUGGCCGAAGAGAAAAUAUUCUUUAUUCCUGGUUCAAGAUUUGCUGCUAGCACUGGUGGUGCUUCAAAUUGUUUUAGAUUAUCUAUAGCUUUUCAUGAAAAGUCAAAAUUACAAGAUGCUGCCUUUAGGUUGUGUAAAUGUUUGAAGAAAUAUUUGAAAAAAUGAAAGCGGAACUGACAACAUCUUAUUUUGAGUUUUGUCUUUAAUUAUUUAUGUAAAGUAGUUCUUAUGUUUUUGUUUUAGUUCUAGACAUUAGUACUAGCUUUUAAAUAAAGUGUUACUUUUUGUGUAAAA
Molecule: messenger RNA, 1653 nt
Organism: Lucilia sericata (common green bottle fly)
Lineage: Eukaryota; Metazoa; Arthropoda; Insecta; Diptera; Calliphoridae
Product: 2-aminoadipate transaminase
Exons: 5
Coding region: 271-1524 (417 amino acids)
Biological process (GO): biosynthetic process
Molecular function (GO): pyridoxal phosphate binding; L-2-aminoadipate:2-oxoglutarate transaminase activity
Source: RefSeq, a predicted model, not a curated record